AUGAAUGAACUGCAGAUUUUGCAAGAGUUUAUCUCCCCAACAAGAUACUACGUUACCGAGUUAUCAGAAGGAACGUCGUUCUACGCCUUCAACGACAGCGUACUUACUCCUCUAGACUAUGACGAAAAUGAGUUUGUCAGUGAGAAUGGUUGGUUGGCUUUCAUGGAGCCAUGGAAAAUUAAUAUAUGGGCCAUACUUGCAUCUAUUUUGGUAGUCUGCACUGCGGGAGGAAAUAUCCUUGUCUGCUUGGCGAUAUAUCUUGAAAGGAGACUUCAAAAUGUCACGAACUACUUUUUGAUGUCAUUGGCUAUAACUGACUGCAUGGUGGCGAUACUUGUGAUGCCUUUAGGAAUAUUGUCGCUAGUAAAAGGCCACUUUCCACUUCCGGCCGUGUACUGCCUGCUCUGGAUAUGUUUAGACGUACUGUUAUGCACAGCGUCCAUCAUGCAUCUCUGCACAAUCAGCAUCGACAGAUAUCUUUCGCUUCGCUACCCUAUGAAAUUCGGGCGGAAUAAAACUAGGAAACGGGUGACAGUAAAGAUUGCCUUCGUUUGGAUUUCGUCAACGGCCAUGAGUCUACCGCUGAGCCUUAUGUAUUCGCAGGAUGUAGAAUCUCUAUUAGUUGAUGGCGUAUGUCAGAUUCCUGACCCACUGUACAAGUCAAUUGGAUCUAUCGUCUCAUUCUACAUACCGCUGGUUGUGAUGAUGGUGACAUAUGCACUGACGGUGCAACUGCUAGCGCGGCAGCGCAAGGGGCUCGGAGCGGGUUGGGCAACAAACUGGCUUGGGGCUCCUCCAAUAGAACGGCGCUGUACGUGGCGUCGGUUCCUCGGAAACAGAAGCACUCCGCAGCACUCCGCCGCCUCCACCGACACAGAGUUGCCGCCGAUCGAUACCAGGGACCUCUGGCUACAGGAUUCAAGCGAGCCCGCCCCAUCAGCAAUGACCGCACUGCAUCAGUUUGGGGCUGAGAUGUUGCGCCUGUCCCGCGGCUUGGAAGCUUCCGCUGCGUCUAAACCACAAUAUAGCGGACUUCAGCCAUCAGAACGUGCCGGUAUAGCCACGCCUGGGUCCAUUAGUGUUUCAUCUAGCUCACCUUCAUCGAUGCAUCGGGAUAGACGCCGACUGUCGGCUGCUAUCGAUGCAUGUACAAUACCACGUCGACCAAGAAGCGCUUCUGAUGACGAAGGUAAUGAAGGACUGCUUGUACCCAAUAUCUUAACUACUAAAUCUCGUAGUUCCGAAGAUGGUCUGCUUCUGCCGCCUCCUUGCACGUGUCCUUAUUUUGGCAAUGAUUCGACUCCUCCGAGGCGUAAUACAGAUGUAAUCAUUGUACCUGGAGGCGAUGUUAAUGACUGUAACGGGUUUUCUCGCCAUAAGAAUGAUGAGCCUUCCAUCUCCUAUUCGAGACGUUCAAGUCGAGGAGCAUCAUCUAUGGUUACAUGGGAAGAGGAAAGGAGGUGUGGAAGACGGAGUUCAAGUUUCGGCGUAGCUAGAACAACAGUGGCAACUCCUGUCCGAAAUAUACGGACCAGAAGAUCAUUAACAUCCCGAGCACAACCGGCUAACCCAAGUCCAUAUCGCCACGCGAACCCAAGGACGCAUCACUCACGGAACUCAAGCGUGAUAUCUCGCAAUUCUUCACGUCACGGGCGGAUAUUACGUCUCGAACAGAAGGCUACUAAAGUCCUUGGGGUGGUAUUUUUCACGUUCGUUAUACUGUGGGCGCCUUUUUUUGUUCUAAAUAUGCUACCAGCUAUUUGUCCGCGUUGGGAGAAAAACGUGCCUCAUUGGGUUUUUGAUUUCGUUAUGUGGUUGGGUUACUCAAGUUCUAUGGUAAAUCCAAUUUUCUAUACAAUAUUUAAUAAAGUAUUUAGACAAGCUUUUAAGAAGGUGCUUCUAUGUGAGUAUUGUCAGGGAUCAAGAUAG
Messenger RNA from Leguminivora glycinivorella, 1929 nucleotides. It is a transcript of the gene 5-HT2B, whose product is annotated as 5-hydroxytryptamine receptor 2A. NCBI's taxonomy places the organism in Eukaryota, Metazoa, Arthropoda, Insecta, Lepidoptera, Tortricidae. The transcript is spliced from 7 exons. Gene Ontology annotation, molecular function: G protein-coupled serotonin receptor activity; neurotransmitter receptor activity. The coding region runs from base 1 to 1929 and encodes 642 amino acids. Gene Ontology annotation, cellular component: membrane; dendrite. Gene Ontology annotation, biological process: G protein-coupled receptor signaling pathway, coupled to cyclic nucleotide second messenger; chemical synaptic transmission. The record is from RefSeq and is a predicted model, not a curated record.